AUGGAAUUUGACGUUUAUACCAGUUCGAGCACAGCCGUAUCGACCCGAACCGACCGUGAUCGUGAAUAUCGUGGUGGAGGAGGUGGUCGUGGUGGCGGAGGUGGUGGUGGUGGAGGAGGAGGCGGUGGCGGUGGAGGAGGAGGUGGCGGUGGUGGUGGUGGACGCCAUCGGUCGCGGUCCCGCGAGCGUCGUCGUAGCCGUUCCCGAAGCCGUGGAGGUGACCGGAGAAGGUCGUCGCGUUCCCGUUCGCCUUACCGAAAGCAUCGUUCGAGGAGGCGCAAACCGUCGCUCUACUGGGAUGUUCCGCCACCAGGCUUCGAACACAUUACACCACUGCAGUACAAAGCGAUGCAGGCUGCCGGGCAGAUUCCGGCUAAUAUUGUGGCGGAUACACCUCAGGCAGCUGUCCCGGUGGUCGGCUCAACCAUCACGCGUCAAGCGAGAAGGUUGUACGUGGGUAACAUACCGUUUGGCGUCACGGAGGAGGAAAUGAUGGAGUUCUUUAAUCAGCAAAUGCAUCUGUCCGGUUUGGCCCAGGCUGCCGGUAAUCCGGUACUUGCCUGCCAGAUCAAUCUGGACAAGAACUUUGCGUUCCUGGAGUUUCGCUCGAUCGACGAAACCACACAAGCCAUGGCAUUCGAUAGCAUUAAUUUUAAAGGACAAAGUUUGAAGAUUCGAAGACCGCACGAUUACCAGCCCAUGCCCGGUAUGACCGAUUCAGCGGCGGUCAAUGUUCCCGAAAAAUUCUCCGGAGUCAUCAGCACUGUGGUACCCGACUCUCCGCACAAGAUCUUCAUCGGUGGCUUGCCGAACUAUUUGAACGAGGAUCAGGUAAAGGAGUUGUUGCUCUCGUUCGGUCAACUGAAGGCGUUCAAUCUGGUCAAGGACGCCGCGACAGGUCUGGGCAAAGGUUACGCCUUUGCUGAGUACGUGGAAUAUACAACUACCGAUCAGGCAAUUGCAGGGUUGAACGGUAUGCAGUUGGGUGAUAAAAAAUUGAUCGUGCAACGUGCCAGUGUAGGAGCGAAGAACUCGAACGCUGCCGUCGUAGCACCGGUACAGAUUCAGGUACCGGGACUUUCGCUUGUCGGUUCAUCUGGCCCACCGACCGAGGUGCUUUGCCUACUGAACAUGGUCACACCGGACGAGCUGAAGGACGAGGAAGAAUACGAGGAUAUUCUUGAGGACAUUCGGGAAGAAUGCAACAAGUACGGUGUGGUGCGGAGUGUAGAAAUUCCUCGGCCAAUUGAGGGUGUUGAUGUGCCCGGCUGUGGCAAGGUGUUUGUCGAGUUCAAUUCAAUCGUCGACUGUCAGAAAGCGCAGCAAGCACUUACUGGGCGCAAGUUUAGCGAUCGUGUCGUCGUUACGUCGUACUUCGAUCCAGAUAAGUAUCAUCGACGAGAGUUUUAA
This is a messenger RNA of Anopheles marshallii, 1410 nucleotides long. RefSeq names its product splicing factor U2AF 50 kDa subunit (gene U2af50). Gene Ontology annotation, biological process: mRNA processing. Bases 1 to 1410 code for a protein of 469 amino acids. The record is from RefSeq and is a predicted model, not a curated record. Gene Ontology annotation, molecular function: pre-mRNA 3'-splice site binding; poly-pyrimidine tract binding. NCBI's taxonomy places the organism in Eukaryota, Metazoa, Arthropoda, Insecta, Diptera, Culicidae. The transcript is spliced from 6 exons. Gene Ontology annotation, cellular component: U2-type prespliceosome; nucleus; U2AF complex.